Prorocentrum cordatum is the source of this 3701-nucleotide messenger RNA. The record is from the annotation of a GenBank genome assembly. NCBI's taxonomy places the organism in Eukaryota, Dinophyceae, Prorocentrales, Prorocentraceae.
AUGGACUUCGGCGGCUGGUUGGGCGCGGCGAACCUCGUUGCGACCUGGGCAUCUCACUGUGCCCGCGCCUUCGAUAUCUCUCCGCCCGAGUGCCUCUGCCGCUGUGAGGUGGCCGCCAGCGCGGCCGCGGGGGCAGCGCCUCGCAGCGGCGCCGACGCACCAGGCCUGGAGCUGGCGCUGGACCGCUGCCUGGGCGCCCUCAGCGCUCCGCCGAGCCCAGCCCCUGCGACGACUACUUGCACGGCGGGGACUCCGCCUCUCUGCGCGCUGCUGCCGCCGCCUGCCUGGGUCGGCCUGGCGGCGCCCCUGCUGCUCGUGGGCUUCGCGCUCGGGGUGGUCAGCCGCGGCUGCUGCGAGCCACGUCCUCGGGCCCGCUCCCCCGCGGGGACGCACCUGCGGCCGGGCGCCUACACGGGCCCCGCGUCGCCGCUGGCCCUCGGGGUGCUGAUCGAUUUCUUUGACGACCCCAACGGGUUCUUCUGGCACCAUCGCCUCCUCUUGCAGACCGACGGCAAGGGGAUGUGGACGGCCGUGACGCCCACAGGCUCCGUGCAGGUGCUGAACCUCGGCCUGCACCGCGCGCUGCCCCUGGAUCGGAAUGAGAUCAUUCCAGCACCGUAUCGAGACGAGUGCUUCAUCUUCGAUCCCAUCACGGCGGCCGAGCUCGCCGAGUUCGUGAGGCGAGGGCGCACGCUGGCGGCGGUGCGCGGCAUCACCUCCAUCGGCAGCGCGGCCCCCGACACAGUCAGGCGGAUCGCGGACCCGGCUCACGCGGCCUUCGCGUCCGCGGUGCCCGAGGCGGCGAUCGCCGAUCAUGCCUGCUUCGUCGCCCGGGGGCCGAGCGGCCUAGCGAUGGUCGACGGCCACUGGGUCCACGCCGAGGCGGUCGAGGUGGGGCAUGAGGAGACCUGGCGGCUCGACAAGGUCACGGCCUUCGGCCGCGACCCUCGUGUGACUGGAUUGGUUCGCGACCGUCGUGGAGCGCCCUACAUCUCGGAGGAGGGCGCCUUGACUCGCUUCGAGAAUACGAAGAUCGAGCACUUCCCCUUCGCGGGGCCUCGGGCGGCCGUCGAGCUCUUGCAGAGCUUGCGGGCCCAGGGCCAGUCGCUCGCGUCUCACCGCCACGAGUGGUCCAGGAAGUCGGGUGUCAACGUCAACGGCGCCGCGGCCCGCGAGCACUUCUUCCUCUCGGAGGUGCUCCGCUGGGAGGUGCAGUUCGACCAGCUCGACGUCUCGAUGCUGGCCAGCACGGAGCUCCUGUUCCUCCGCCUCGUGCAGAUCGAGGCGGCGGUCCGCCGCAACCCCGAGGUCCCCGACUUCACUGGGUUGGGCGUCCUGGCGAGCGCGUCCACCGACGAGAGCGGAGCUGCCACGACGGCGGCGUUCUCCCAGUGGGUCGCGGACCGCCAGAAGGAUCAAGCUACCAUCGCGAAGCAGGGCCGCCUGCUCCGCGAAGAGAAGGAAGCCUUGUUUGAGCUUCUCAAGACCACCGACUUAUACGACACAGAGCCACAGGGCCUCGAGGUCUUCGACGCUGAUCGCUUGAAGGUCUUGAAGCGCCCCACCAACCCCAAGCCGCUGGAAUCUGUGCUGACGGGCCAUGCGCUCACGCAGUACCUCGAGUCCGAGCGGCACCUGGAGCGUUCCGCCGCCGAAGUGGAGGCGCGCAUCCAGGACGGGCUGAUCACCCCAGUGAAACCGUACUGGGACCCGAAGCUCCGCUCCUAUCGCAGCGCCCUCUUCGACUUCCUGAAGGGCCUGCUGGCCUGCGGGCUGGGCGGACUCCGGACCUCGAUCAGAGCCCGCAUCGCAUUGUUCUUCCGUGCCAAGGAGGACGGGGCCCAGCGCAUGAUCGUGGAUGCCCAGGAGACGAGCCAGCUCAUGCGGGAGCCCCCGCGCGCGCAGCUGGGGGGCCCCGGCGCCCUCCGCGACCUUGACCUGAGUGAGACCGCCUUCGAGGUCGCGGGCUGCGACCCGCGGGCCGCCGACAUCCACAUCGCCAGCCUGGACCUGUACCAGGGCUUCUACCAGUGCCGGGCCAAGAGGCUGGGGCGUUGGUUCGGGGUGGAGUUCGGUUUCCCUGCCCGCGACUGGGGCGCCACCGCCUGCUACGACGAGGAUGCGGAGCGCGACCUGCCCGUCGACGGCGACACCACGCUGCACUUCGUCAUGGAGGUGCUCUGCAUGGGCUUCAGCUGGGCCCUCUACUCCUGCCAGGCGAUCAUGGAGGAUACCGCCCUCGCUGCCGCAGGCCCUCGCGCCUGGCCCCCUGGUCGCCCCCACCUCCCGCUGGGCGGCUUGUUGCGCGAGGGCGCCCCCGUGCCCCUGGUCGCUCCUGGUCGCCCAGUCUUCUCGGUGUACGUCGACAACGGCGCUGUGAUCGGCUUCGACCGCGAGGGUACCGAGCGCGGCCUCGACCUGUACCUGGCUCGCUUGGAGGAAAUGGGGUUCAUCGUCCACGACAUCGAGCGGGCGCAGACCGCGCUCGCGGUGGUUGGCCUUCGCUUCCUGGGCGGCUCUCAGCUCCAGCUCCUGCCGACUGAGAAGUACACCUGGCGGCUUUACCUGGCCCUGGGUCGCCUCAUCGAGCAGGGGGGGUGUCCUGGCGUCGCCCUCGAGCGCGUCGUCGGCCACAUCGUGCACCACUUCCGCCUGAUGCCCUGGGGCCUCUCCGCCUUGGACCACUGCUACCGCCUUCUCCAUCGGCACAGCCGGCGUGAGUGGGGGUGGUUCAGUGCGUCCCUGACCGAGGAGCUCCGGGUCCUGAAGGGGCUUGUGAAGCUGGUCGAUGUGGAUCUGGCGGCGCGGCGGGCUCCCAUCGCGUUCUCGGGCGACAGCUCGUUCUUCGGCUGCUCGCUCUCCUUCGCGCGGGCGCCCGCCGCCGACAUCCUGGGCGCCAACGCCUUCGGUUCGCUGGGGCUCGACAUCGCGGGCAUCGCGGAGCAGGGGGUCACCUCGUCAUCUUCGCGACGACGGCGGACUCCCUGCCGCGUCGUGGAGGCGUCGGACUCCUUCCGCGCCCUGGACGACUCCUGGACGGACCCCACCCGCUGGCGCAACAUCGUGAAGGGCGGCUGGGCUUACCACAACGCCAUCCACCUGAAGGAGGCUCGCGUCGCGCUCAUGCAGCUUCGGCGCGCGGCACGCUGCACCGCGGUGCACGGCAUGCGCCUGCUGGGCCUCACCGACAACCUGAGCGCGUUGCUGGCCUUCAUGAAGGGCCGGGCCGCGGACUUCUGGCUGCGGCUCCUGGCGCGACAGGCGGCGGCCCUGGCUAUCGGCGCUGAGAUCGCGUGGCACUUGCGCUACAUCGAGAGCGCCCGCAACUGCACGGACUGCGACUCGCGGGCGGCCGACCGCGGGGAGGUCGGCCCGGGCCAGGCUAUCUUGGGCGCUACUCGCGCCUGCCGCCUCGCCCUGGACGCCGCCGAGUGGAGCCGCCCGCCGCCGCUCGCCCCAGGAGGGCCUGAGGCCGGCGAGCCUUGGCCGGCCCCCGCGCCCCGCCAGGUCCUGCUGCUGCGCCCGCUGCUGUUCGCCAAGUCGGCUGACGGCGGCUCAUUGCAGCGGCUGGGCUUCUGGGCGCCACGGCCGCCCCGCGGCCGCGCUGGCGACGGCAAGACUGCUACGUGCUCUACUUCUUCGAGGCGGGCGCGCCUGCCGCCGCGGCUGCACGCGGCGGCGCAGCCGCCUCCUGAGCCGGU